Mugil cephalus (flathead mullet) is the source of this 7040-nucleotide messenger RNA. RefSeq names its product phosphofurin acidic cluster sorting protein 1. Gene Ontology annotation, biological process: protein localization to plasma membrane. The coding region runs from base 423 to 3230 and encodes 935 amino acids. Gene Ontology annotation, molecular function: transmembrane transporter binding. The record is from RefSeq and is a predicted model, not a curated record. The transcript is spliced from 23 exons. Lineage: Eukaryota; Metazoa; Chordata; Actinopteri; Mugiliformes; Mugilidae.
UUGUACGUCCUCCGACUGAAGAGGCGUUGCUCUCGUUGCUCAUUGUGCGACUACGGCGAGAGAAAUUUCCGCUUCCUGCACCGACAAACGGCAGCAGCGAGCGCAGCGCACACCGAGCAGACACGAAGUUUAACGCGGGGGAGACCGGAGCCAGACGCGGCGGUGGGUGGUUUGGGAUUUUGCCGCCUGCCUUUCGGGUACAGAGCCCGACCACUGCAAUGUUUACACCGUCGGGCGGCGACUAGCACCCAACGGUUCAACUUUCCGCUCGCAUCGCCUCUGCACCGCCGGGAGCCGGAAAAUAAAGAAAGAAGAAGAAGAAGGCAUACGGCGAGAAGAAGGACAACACACACGGAGAACGCAGACUACUACGGGUAUUCCCCCCAUUAGCUCCGUCUGAAAGCCCCGUCCAAGCCUCCGGGAUGUCGGAGCGAGGAGGGCUCCCGCGGACUGGGGGCGUCCCUUCGCCGCACAUGCAGCCCUCCAAGCCGGUCAGCAUCACCUCCAACCGGCCGGUCCACAUGAACCUGUACGCUACCUGGGAGGUGGACCGCUCCUCUCCCAGCUGUGUGCCGAGGCUCUUCAACCUGACCCUGAAGAAGCUGAUCAUGCUGAAGGAGCUGGAUAAAGACCUCACUUCAGUGGUGAUUGCCGUCAAACUGCAGGGCUCCAAGCGAAUCCUGCGCUCCAACGAGAUCCUCCUGUCCUCUGCAGGACUGACGGAGACCGACCUACAGCUCACCUUCUCCCUGCAGUACCCGCACUUCUUGAAGAGGGACGCCAACAAGCUUCAGAUCAUGCUGCAGCGGCGGAAGAGAUACAAGAACCGGACCAUCCUGGGCUACAAGACCCUGGCGCUGGGGCUCAUCAACAUGGCCGAGGUGAUGCAGCACCCCAGCGAGGGCGCACAGGUCCUUGGGCUCCACAGCCAGCUGAAAGACGCCUCGGUUCCCGUCGCUGAGAUCAGGGUCUACUCUUUGUCCAGCCAGCCGAUUGAUCACGAGGGACCCAAAGCGAAGAUGUCUGAUCGUUCUCCAGAUAUCGACAACUACUCUGAGGAAGAGGAAGAGAGCUACUCGUCAGAACAGGAAGGCAGCGACGACCCGAUUCACGGACAGUAUCUGUUUGAUGAAGAGGACGAGGUGAGGAAGAAGAAGCCGAGGCGCAAGCUCCCCUCCAACGCCGCCAUCACCAGACAACCCAACAUAAAGCAGAAGUUUGUCGCCCUGCUGAAAAGGUUCAAAGUCACCGACGAGGUCGGUUUCGGUCUGGAGCACGUGUCGAGGGAGCAGAUCCAGGAGGUGGAGGAGGACCUGGACGAGCUGUACGACAGCCUGGAGAUGUACAACCCCAGCGACAGCGGGCCGGAGAUGGAGGAGACCGACAGCAUCCUCAGCACGCCCAAACCCAAGCUGAGGCCGUUCUUCGAGGGAAUGUCCCAGUCCAGCUCGCAGACGGAGAUCGGCAGCCUGAACAGCAAAGGCAGCCUGGGCCGAGACACUUUCAGCCCGCAGGGGGAGCAACCUCCUCUAGAGAAGAUGAAACCCUCCCGCAGCCGCAACCUGGACGAGAUCCCGUCUGAGACCGACACGCUGGAGCUGACGGAUCAGGAGCUGUUUGCUGAGGUGGGCCCCUGCAUCACGGUGUCGGUGGCAGAGAAACCCCGUACGCCUCUGAAGAACAGCAAAAGUGAAACCCAGUCCAUGCCGUCACCAAGGUUGGACGGAGGCCACACGCCCAGGCAGAAGCGCAGCAGCACCCCCAUGAAGGAGAGGCAGCUGUCCAAACCUCUCAGCGAACGCACCAACAGCUCAGACUCCGAGAGAUCCCCAGAGCUGGGACACAGCACCCCGGUCCUGAGGAAAGCGGUGUACGAUCAGCUCAACCAGAUAUUACUGUCCGACGCCGCGCUCCCCGAGAGCCUCAUCCUGGUCAACGGCACGGACUGGCAGGGGCAGUACGUCGCAGAGCAGCUCCAGGUUCAGAGGCACCCGGUGGUGUGCACGUGCUCUGCGGUGGAAAUCCAGGCGGUGCUCUCUGCCGUGCUCACUCGCAUCCAGAAAUUCUGUAACUGUAACUCGUCCAUGCCCAGAGCGGUGAAGGUGGCGGCGGUGGGUGGCCAGAGUUACCUCGGAGCCAUCCUGCAGUUCUUCGUCACUCAGCUGGCCAACAAGACGUCCGACUGGCUCAACCACAUGCGCUUCCUGGUGGUGCCUCUGGGCUCGCAUCCCGUCGCUAAGCACCUGGGCGCCCUCGACAACCGCUACAGCUCGUCCUUUCUGGACGGGGCUUGGAGAGACGUGUUCAGCCGCUCUGAGCCGCCGCCCACGGGUACAACAACCGCCCACAACAACACGUGUAACCGCUCCCUCCAACAGCACAGUCACGUUAAUUCAUCUGUAUUAUCAUUUUUGCUUUCAGAUCAGUUAGAUGUGGCGGGUAGAAUCGCCCAGUACAUAAGCGGAGCCACAGUUACACACCAGCUGCCCAUCGCCGAGGCCAUGCUCACCUGCAAACACAGGACGCGAGAUGAAGACUCCUACCAGAAGUUCAUUCCUUUUAUCGGGGUGGUGAAGGUCGGUCUCAUCGAGUCUGGUCCUUCUCCGACAGGAGACGCAGAGGAGGGCGUGUCGGUCAGCUUGGCCGUCCCCUCCACGUCUCCCCCCUCUCACGGCUCCCCCACGGGGAUGAUCAAAGAGGCGGCCACACCCCCCUCCUCACCCUCCAUGGGCAGCGUCCUCACAGUCCAAGGGAGCCCCAGUAUGUCUCACGGCGUGGACGCCAUCGGCCUGCAGGUGGACUACUGGCUGGCCUCUCUGGCCGAGAAGCGGAAGGAGGGCGAGCGCCGCGACACCAGCUGCAAGAACACGCUGAAGAGCGCCUUCCGCUCGCUGCAGGUCAGCAGGCUGCCAGGAGGGGGCAGCAACGACCCGCAGGCCCAGGUCAGCACCAUGGCCAUGACCGUGGUCACCAAGGAGAAGAACAAGAAAGUCCCCACCAUCUUCCUCGGAAAGAAACCCAAAGAGAAGGACGUGGACUCCAAGAGCCAGGUCAUUGAAGGCAUCAGCCGACUCAUCUGCUCCGCCAAGCAGCAGCAGACCAUCCUGAAAGUGUCCAUAGACGGCGUGGAGUGGAACGACGUUAAGUUCUUCCAGCUGGCCGCCCAGUGGCCCACUCACGUCAAAUACCUUCCCGUGGGACUUUUCGGCUACAGCAGGCCCCCCUCUUAGGGCCGAGCGCGCCUCGACUCCUCGGACCCCGACCCGCCCUUCGGCUCUCACACCCUUUUGCGCGGAGAUGAUCCCGCCUCUGAGCAGCCGCAGAGCUGCGUGGAGAGCAUCUGGACUACUUCCUCACUUAACUCCAUUCAUAUGUCGUUAAUCUGUUUAGGGAGGAGGAGGAGGGUGGUGUUGGGGUUUAUAGCGCUGUUACUAGUCACUUUAAUGCCCCUUUCUGUGUGUGUGUCAGUGUGUGCAGUGAGUAUGCAUGCACACGUGAAUGUACAGUAUGUGUGUGUGUGUGUGUGUGUGUGUGUGUUUACAAAGGGGAUCACAGCACAAGUUUAUUCGCUAACUGCCAUUUACGUUUCCGUUCUAUGGAAUGCAGCAGCAUGUGACAACUCACCAGUCUCGAGCCCUUAAAGCCCGACCCCCCCCCCACCCACAGACCCCCGACCCACGCGGCGCACGCUCCAGACUAACAAGACACGCCACUCAACGUGCCAGAAGCAGCUCCAGAAUAAACGCAGCGGGGCUUCGGUCGAGUGAAAACGCUAAAUUAGAACACAAGUUCCCGACAAACCCUACAUCAGCAGAACAAAUUCCCCUCAAUCGAUUCUACUUUUCAUUUCAAGGGCUUCCAUGUACCAGUUUUAAAUUGUUUCUGUGUACCAUUAUAAGUCAUUUGGAUGUCUAACGCCAAACAAAAGAAAAUAUAUAAAUAUAUAUAUAAAUGGGAAGUGUCUUUUUUUAAAAACAUGUGCUCUAGUAAAAAUAGUAAAACCUUCCCUUUAAAGUUUCGUGACGCAUAGUGUUUGUUAUUGUGCAGAGUUCCAGGAUUUUCAAGGCGGGGGCUUCGACCACACGCAGUCCUCUUUAUCUUCAUCUGCUAUGCACUACACGUUGGAACAUUUGCAUCUGGUAAAAAUAAAAUAUAAAAAAAAAUAAUAAAAAAAAAACAAUAAAUAAAAAAUAGAUGAACUCUCUUAGCGGCAGCUGAAUAUGCAAAGGAAACAACAGAACGCAUGCUUCAACAGGUCGGAGCUGAUGCUCCUCAAUCAGAUCCUGCUUUUCCACGAGGAUGCACUCUGUAAAGGAUGGGAGUUAACUACCCGCAAGGAAGCACAAAAUCACCCCCGCACCCUCCCCGUAAAAUAUCCCGGCUGACUUUUCAGCGGAAACCCAGUUAAAAGUGGAAUCCUAAAUAACGAAAAGAAGAAUCUGGGUCGUCUUGGCACGGAUCUGCUACGUGCUUUCUCUAGGAUGUUGUGACUUGAUUAGUGAGCGUACAGUAACUGGUAACAAGCGUGUGUGUGUGUGUGUGUGUGUGUGUGUGUGUGUGUGUGUGUGGUGAAUUAAUGUAAUGUGAUUAGAAACUAAACGCAAAAAAGAAAAAAAAACACAUAAGAGGAGAAAUAGGUUUUGUACAAUGUGACAGAGGGCAUGCAAUAGGUGCGUGUGUGUUGACGGUGUGGUCAUUAUCAAUGUCAGUGAUUGUUCGGGCUGCACAAGCUGCAGUGGGUCAUUUUUGUUCACUUUGUAGUCUGGCACAAGGCAGAUUGUUUUUCCACCAUUUAACGGGCAAAAAAAGGAGCAACAAAAUAUCACAAAUUCACUUUUGUUAAAGAAAAAGCUGAAAAUAAACGCUAAUAACUGUUCAAAAAGUGGUUUAUUAUUGUGCAGCUCUGCCUUGCGUCAGCUACAUCGUAACUCUCUCCGUCUCCGGUUAAGUAUUAGCAUUUUUUUUUUCUUUUUUAUAAUAGUGUCGAUGCCAAUUUCUUGACUUUAAUGGCGUUUUUGUUUGAAAGCUGAUUUGGUUUUCAGUGUUACAGUGUUGAGGAGUCAGCAGCACAUCUCAAACUCACCUCGCUUGUUUUUCCCCAUUUGUUCAACGGCUCCCGGAGCAAACGCAGUCCAUCGAUUUUUAAGUCCAAAUGUUUGAAUGUAAUGAAUUUGAUUUCCCUCCGCUGUCUUUGUGAAUAAUUGAUUAUUUUUUUUUCUUUUUUUUUUUUUUUUUUCUUAGUGGUCCAAGCUGAAUUCGCAUAAUUUUAGAAAGGAAACACUGCUCCACAGCAGACUAAAAGUAGUUGGGAAGCUUCUCUCAAACUUCCCUAAAACCAGUGGGUGUCUUGAACGCAGCCGUCUUGAAACCUGCAGACAAAGAUCAGUGAAGAUCCCCAGCGUUGAUCUCACUGCGUUGAUGUCAUUUGACCAAUGAGAUCAUAUAUAACAACGAACAAAAUUAAAUACACUUAAGCACUAAAUUUGUUGUCAUGAAAGAAAUCCUAACUUAAUCUUUUGGUGCCGCUUUAAACUAAACGAUAAUCCCAAAAGAUUUAUAAUUUGACAACUACUACUUUAUUCAUCUUUGGUUUUAUAAGCUCAAAACAGAGCUAACGUUAAUAAAUGAUUGUACGACUCUGAACCAAUAAAAAUUCUAAAUGUUGUGUUUACAGGUUGUUUACACUGCCCCCAAGUGGCCAGUAUUUAAGCAACACAGCUUUAACUUAAAAAAUAUCUGCCUAAUAUUUAGAAAAUUAUGUUUUUUUCAGUUAAGCCAUUCAGUGAAUUCAUUCAGACAUAUUAGGGGUAGACCUACAGUGUAAUUACAAGACAUAUACAUCACACUGUAGAGGAAGUAGAGUGGGGUUCAGAUCUUCUUUUUUUUUUUCUUUAUUGUAGAAGUAGAGGCAUUUUUAAAUUUGGGAAAUGAUCCAGAAUGUGUAGAACAUUUGGAAUGAAACCUUUUUCUCCCAGAUCUCAGAUGCUCCAGUCAAAAUGCUCUUUGCCUUGUAGUGUUGUUAGUCAGUCUAUUGCAAGGAUGCCUAAACUACACAACACCAGAAUUGAUCCAUGCCUCUUCUGCACGCAAGCCAAGAAGGAGGUGAGAGGUCAGCGAACAUUCGAGCUCUGGUUUGAAAUGUGAAAUCUAGGCAUUAAAAACUGAACCACUGCCAAAACUCAAACAUGAAGAAUUACGCUCAGAUAGAUUAGACUUAAAAACACAUCAACAACUAAGUGAUCCUUGUUCUCGAGUCAUCAUUUCAACGUUUCCGUCGGCCCCUUUCUGCAGCUUUUUUUAAGAAAAAACACACAUCUUCUCCUCAUUCUUGCCAUUUCCGUGUCCUCCCAGAGUCUCUGUGAAGAUUGUUCUGUAUGUAAGUCUUGAACUUGUUGCCGUGUGUGUGUGUUUUUUUUUGUUUUUUUUUUACCUGUACACGUGUCGACCUGUGUUUGUGACUCCGUGACGAUGGUUCCUCUGUCCUUGACUAGUCGUGCUUAGAGAUUAGGAGCUGUGUGGUCCGUCAGUAAUCUCCGUGAGUGAUCAGCAGUGUCUUCUCUCUCUGCCGUCCUCAGAAAUAUGAUGAUGACGAUGAUGAGUCUUCUUCACCAGGCUUCCACAAGCUCUCACCGCUUGUAAAUUUGGCAUCUGUCCUCACGGGAACACGGGGUUUUUUGCCUGUGAAAGCAGUAGAUUGCAGCCUGGCGAGGUUCUGCCUCGCGGCAGAGCGUCCUGAGCUUGUGGACUCGUGGAGAGUAAUUUGCACAUGCCAUUGUUUCUUCAGCAGCAGUCUUCAGCUUUUUUGCCUUUUGCCUAUAACAAUAACGAUAAUAAACUACGAUGCUUGUACAUAUCAGAUAGUACUUGUUAUACUGUAUUCUAGUUCUUUUAUUUUUGUCGUCCGUUUUUUCUUCAUUUGACAUGUUUUGUAGUACUGCUUUUUUCAUGAUUACGUUUGUCAAUCAAACAGAUGUGGGAUGAAGAGUGGAAAGUGUUCAUUGUUUCAUUUGUUUUUUAAAAUAAAAUAUUCCUGAUUUGUA